This is a messenger RNA of Talaromyces stipitatus ATCC 10500, 1568 nucleotides long. RefSeq names its product florfenicol exporter, putative. The record is from RefSeq and is a predicted model, not a curated record. The transcript is spliced from 3 exons. Gene Ontology annotation, biological process: transmembrane transport. Gene Ontology annotation, cellular component: membrane. The coding region runs from base 36 to 1568 and encodes 510 amino acids. Gene Ontology annotation, molecular function: transmembrane transporter activity. NCBI's taxonomy places the organism in Eukaryota, Fungi, Ascomycota, Eurotiomycetes, Eurotiales, Trichocomaceae.
GUGACGAUUAUUGUCUUCUGGUAUAGAUAUUCAAUAUGGCGAACACUCGUGAAGAGCAAGGUAUCACCUCAUCUAGCGACAAUAUCAACGCUGUCAUCAACGAUGCAGAAAAGGGAAAGAGUAGCAGCAUUUUCCAGUCGCCUUCCUUCGAGACAUCUGGCGAGGUGACCUGGGACGGACCCAACAACCCCAAUGACCCCUACAACUGGCCAACCGCCCGCAAAAUCACAAUCUCCCUCAUAAUAUCCCUCUCCCAACUCGUCUGCCUCAUGACAACAAGCGUCAUAGCCCCAGCGCUACCUCAAAUCGCCACAGAUCUCAACUUAUCUGAUUCCGAAGCACAGCUUGCGUUCUCCAUCUUUGUGCUUGGACAGGCAUUCGGUCCCUUUGUUAUUGCUCCUAUGAGUGAGGUCUUUGGUCGAAAGCCCGUUUGGGUUGUUUGUAGUAUCUUUUUCAUUUUAUGGAACUCGGUUUGUCCCGUGGGCAAUCUCAGACCGUUGAUUAUAGGGCGGUUCUUGUCAGGGGCUGGUGGGUCUUGUGGUGUUAGUCUAGCAGGUCCUAUAGCGGUGGAUAUGUUUCGUCAGAAGGAUCGAGGCAAAUCGCUUGCUUUGGCUUCCUUGUUCCCUUACCUCGGACCAGCAUUGGGUCCCAUUGUCGGCGGGCUUGUCAGUCAAUAUGUCAGUUGGCCAUGGUUAUUUUGGGCCAUGUCUAUUUUCUGUGCUGCAGUCCUUGUUGCUGGUCUAAUAUUUGUGCGAGAGACAUGCAAGCCAGUCUUGCUUCGACUCAAAGCGACGCAACAACUCCGGGAGGCCGGAGAGGGACAUGUCACCGCAACGAUGGUAAAACAAUCAUCACCGGAUGACCGUCUAUCAUCGCGAAUACUUGUGGGACUAAAGCGACCAGUCCAGUUACUACUGACGCGACCAAUUAUUCAAAUCCUGUGUCUCAUCAACGGCAUCGGUUUUGGGAUGUACAUACUCGUACUAUCAUUUUAUGCAACGGUGUUCAUAGACCAAUACCACCAAUCAGCCACAGCGAGCAGUCUGCAAUACAUCGCCAUUGCUCUGGGGAGUACCCUCUCAACCCAGACGGGCGGGCAUCUCAUGGACAUCAUUUUCGCUCGUCUUCUGGCCCGUCUUCCCGAAAAUUCACCUUUACGUGACUCUCCACCACCAGAGUUCCGCGUCCCAUUGAUAGUCGUCGGUAUCCUCAUCCUCCCUAUUGGUCUCUUCUGGCUCGGAUGGUCUGCUCAAGCACACAUUGCUUGGAUCAUGGUCGAUAUAGGCGCAACGAUAUUCGUAGCUGGGAAUUUCCUAGGCAGUCAAGCUGCGCUUGCAUACCUGUUUGAUGAGUUCUCGACUCAUACAGCUUCAGCGGGUGCUGCUAUCAGACUGUUGGGGAAUUUGAUGGGAUUCGCUUUCCCGUUGUUUGCUCCCCAGUUGUAUGAUGGGUUGGGAUAUGGAUGGGGGAAUAGUCUGUUGGCUUUCAUAUGGGUUGUGACUGUGGUUCCGAUUCCUUUUGUGCUUUGGUGCUGGGGGGAGAAGUUGAGAGCUAUUGGGAGGAAGUAG